Molecule: messenger RNA, 393 nt
Organism: Dentiscutata erythropus
Lineage: Eukaryota; Fungi; Glomeromycota; Glomeromycetes; Diversisporales; Gigasporaceae
Source: the annotation of a GenBank genome assembly
AUGAAAACCAGAAAUUCAAAACCAUUUGCUACUGUUGCAAACAAUAAAGAAGUUGAUUAUUCAAGUGUUGAUAAUUUACAAGUUAAACUGAAUGCUACCAAUAAACGAGAUGAUAAUGAGGUUGAUAGUAUCAGUGAAUUGUCUCAAUCUUCUAUAAUUAUACCUUCACAACAACUAUCACCAGAUUUAAGAUUAAGAAAUGAAUCACCUACUUUAAGAUCAAAAAUUUCAUUUCAAGUAAUGACACCUUUGAGACAACUAUCACCAGCUUUAGAAUCAAGAUUUGCACCUUCAAAAUGUUCAUCACCAGCUUUAGGAUCAAGAAUUAAUAUUCAAAAUGAUUUUACUUCUUUCUAUCAAAAUUCUAUUAAUCUAAUGAUUGCACCUCUAUGA